UUUCCUGUAGUUUUGGUUGUAGCUGUCACUUUUGACAAACUCUAGAAACGCAUACACUGUCAUUUUUAUGUCGACGGAAGGAAUAAGCGGUAAAAUUAAGAAGCUGUGGUCUUAAACGUAUUAAUCCGCGUGUUUAAUUAAACAAAACUUCUAAAAAUUUGGAAGCUGUAGUACUACCAUACACAUCAGCUUUUGAGUCAGUCAUCGAGGAGGAAUCGAGCGAGUUCGUGUGUGGAAAAUAGACCCAAGUGAAAGGCGAGAAGUUGUACUGAUUUUUUUUUUUAGCUAAGAGUGAAGAGAAGGUCUACAGCAGUAUGUCUGGAAUAGCAAUUACACGAUUGGGUGAAGAGCGAAAAGCUUGGCGUAAAGAUCAUCCAUUCGGAUUUGUAGCUCGUCCAGCAAAAAACCCAGAUGGCACUUUGAAUCUUAUGAUCUGGGAAUGCGCUAUUCCUGGUAAGAAAGGUACUGCUUGGGAAGGUGGGUUGUACAAAUUGCGCAUGAUCUUUAAAGACGAUUAUCCGACAUCACCACCAAAGUGUAAAUUCGAACCACCAUUGUUUCACCCCAACGUGUAUCCGUCUGGGACGGUUUGUUUGUCGCUAUUGGAUGAAGAAAAAGAUUGGCGUCCCGCCAUCACAAUUAAACAGAUAUUGCUUGGAAUUCAAGAUUUGCUUAAUGAACCGAACAUUAAAGAUCCAGCGCAGGCGGAGGCAUAUACAAUCUAUUGUCAAAAUCGUUUAGAAUACGAGAAACGUGUGCGCGCCCAGGCACGUGCUAUGGCUGCCACUGAAUAAGAAACGAUUAAAGGCAUUUCGCACGUAUAUACAUAUAUUAGCAGUUAGAAGACGAGAAAUGAGAGUAAAACAGAAAAGCGUACCUUGGCAACUGGAUCAAAGGGGCGCGUGCCUAUAUAACGGUUAGACGAGGACGGUGAUUUGGGAUUAUUUUCAGAAAUGUUCUUAUUAUAAUGAUGUCCUUUAAUUGGGGGACGAGCUAUUUCAAAUUACCAUACUUGUCUAAAAUGUCCUAGAUUUAAAUGAAAAUUCUGUAUUUACAUAUGUAUUAAAAACCAGAAGAAAAAUUAAAAUAAAUGUAAAGAUGUCGAAUUUGUAAACUGGUCUACAUCUCAACGUAA
This is a messenger RNA of Rhagoletis zephyria (snowberry fruit fly), 1135 nucleotides long. Its product is annotated as ubiquitin conjugating enzyme lesswright. Lineage: Eukaryota; Metazoa; Arthropoda; Insecta; Diptera; Tephritidae. The record is from RefSeq and is a predicted model, not a curated record.